Molecule: messenger RNA, 1721 nt
Organism: Tinamus guttatus (white-throated tinamou)
Lineage: Eukaryota; Metazoa; Chordata; Aves; Tinamiformes; Tinamidae
Source: RefSeq, a predicted model, not a curated record
AUGGCUAUGAGGAACUGCACCCUCCUCAUGGAACGGUGUGCACUUCGUGCAUUGGUUGUAUCCGAUCCGUUAUCCCGGCGCGUCCCCGUGCGGGUGGGCGGGGCGGGGCGCUCCGUCACGCUCUCGGGUCGUGCCGUGCAGAGCAGCAGUUCUGCCCUCGGGAAGGGCCGCGGUCCCUCCUGGGCCGCUCCUGUGGUACGGAGCUGUCGCCGGGUGCUGAUGAUGUGUUUAAUGUUCUUACAUAGUACGGAGCUGUCGCCGGGUGCUGAUGAUGUGUUUAAUGUUCUUACAUAUUGCACCCUAGCUGCGUGUGCACGGAUUCCCAGAUGUGUUUGCAGGGACAGCUGGGGAGUCUCUGAUCUGCAGCAACUGCCGGUGCCCUGGGCGCUCGCACGGUUUGUCCGUGAGCGGAGAGCGCAGACCCAGCAGCGCCCCCGCAACGGUUUUCAUCAGGACAGUGACCUACUGGACCGAAGGAAACAGUGCUUUGGUGUCCAGUCUGAGACGGGAGAAGAUCUCUACUUUUCUGUGGAACUGGAGUCUGACCUAACGCUAUGGGAAAAAGCCUUCCAAACAGCAACUUUUUUAGAAGUCGAAAGGAUACAGUGCAAGACGUAUGCCUGCGUUCUGGAGAGUCAUCUCAUGGGGCUCACCAUUGACUUUAGCAUGGGCUUUGUAUGCUUCGAUGCUGCCACAAAGGCUGUACUUUGGCGGUACAAGUUUUCCCAGCUCAAAGGUUCUUCAGAUGAUGGGAAGAGCAAAAUCAAAUUUUUGUUCCAAAACCUAGAUACUAAGCAAAUUGAAGCAAAGGAGCUGGAAUUCUCCAACCUGUUUGCAGUUCUUCACUGUAUCCACUCGUUCUUCGCAGCCAAGGUGGCUUGUUUGGACCCUCUGUUCGUGGGCAGUCAGGCCACAGCUUCUGCUGCUCCCACAACCUCUGGUACUGGCAAAUUAAAGCAUACCACUUGACACCUCACACUGCCACUUACAAACAGGACAUAACCGUGUAUAUACUCAUGAGAGUUAGACCUUUGGUGAACCGUGCACAUGGAAACCAGUCUUGGGAGGAAAGACAUGUUGCAGUAUCAGCAGAUAAAUGGUCGCAUGGGAUCCUAAAUUCAUCUCUGUUCUGCAAGGCACCAGUAAAUACUCCUAGCCAAAACUCCAGAAUAGGAUGGAUAUGCUUUUAGUAUGAUUUGUACUUACAUAGUGCUUUAAGCAACACUGCAAGCAAAAGAGUAAAUGAUGCAGUGAAGCACUUCGGUAUUUAAUAAAAUUUUCAAAUUGCUGUAAUAAUAUACAAAUAGAAUUGUCCUUUUCCUGUUUUCAGAUGUUUUUAUAUGACAAUAUAUUAAACCCUUAGUAUGGACUUAAUACCUUACUGCUAUAUUGUAAAUGACAUAAGAGCAAGCAACAAGCAUAUAGUACCUGGUGACAAGGAGAUGAGCAUGAAAAGGCAUUUGUGAAAGUAUCUCCUUAAAUAAGAAAGCACUUUAAGCACUGUUGUGUAUCCAUAUUUGUGUCUGUGCAUUGAGUCAUGCUGCUGUUUUUUAUUUUGUUCUUUUAUUCUGAUAGCAACAAUGACAAAGGUAGAGCCAUAUUGGACUGACACGUUAAAAAAAAUCCAUGAACGUUCCCUCUCCCUCACAUAAAAACAGAUGUGAUAUAAAUUAAUUUUAAGCAUAAAUUAACUACAGGUGUGUAACAUAGAUUGUCCAUUA